This is a messenger RNA of Clarias gariepinus (North African catfish), 3400 nucleotides long. RefSeq names its product glycogen synthase kinase 3 alpha b (gene gsk3ab). Gene Ontology annotation, cellular component: nucleus; axon; cytoplasm. The record is from RefSeq and is a predicted model, not a curated record. The transcript is spliced from 10 exons. NCBI's taxonomy places the organism in Eukaryota, Metazoa, Chordata, Actinopteri, Siluriformes, Clariidae. The coding region runs from base 175 to 1497 and encodes 440 amino acids. Gene Ontology annotation, biological process: protein phosphorylation; regulation of neuron projection development; insulin receptor signaling pathway. Gene Ontology annotation, molecular function: ATP binding; protein serine/threonine kinase activity.
CAGUUCAGGGGGAAGAAAGAGAAGACGGAGCUACAGCCCCGCCGAUAUUCCAUAGAAGCAGUCUUUAUUAUUUUAUAAUACUUCUUGUGGUUUAAAUCGACACAGCCAUCAAACGCCUGGCCCUAGUUUGUCGACACACUUUCCCCCUGCCCCUGCACACUCACAGAAAAGAAAAUGAGCGGCAGCGGGCGGCCCAGGACCAGCUCGUUUGCCGAACCGCCGGGGGCUCCGGGAGCUGCUGCAGCCGCUGCCGGAAGCGCCGUUGCCGGUGGAAGCGCUUCAGGAAAGUCCGGGGCUGCUCAGGCCUCCGGCGCUACUUCGACUGGCUUUGGAAACUUGAAGCUUAGCAGGGACAGUGGGAAGGUGACCACAGUGGUAGCCACACCUGGACAAGGUCCAGAUCGCCCACAGGAAGUGUCCUACACGGACAUUAAAGUGAUUGGUAAUGGCUCGUUUGGAGUGGUGUAUCAGGCCCGACUCAGCGACAGCAACGAGAUGGUGGCAAUCAAGAAAGUGCUGCAGGACAAACGGUUUAAGAACCGAGAACUACAGAUCAUGCGCAAGCUGGACCACUGCAACAUUGUUAGGCUACGCUACUUCUUCUAUUCCAGCGGAGAGAAGAAAGAUGAGGUGUAUUUGAAUCUGGUGCUGGACUACGUACCAGAGACCGUGUACAGAGUUGCACGCCACUUCAACAAGGCCAAGACCACCAUACCUAUCAUCUACGUCAAAGUGUACAUGUAUCAGUUAUUCCGCAGUUUGGCAUAUAUCCAUUCCCAAGGCGUCUGCCACAGAGACAUAAAACCACAAAAUCUCCUCGUGGACCCUGACACCGCUGUUCUCAAGCUGUGUGAUUUUGGCAGUGCAAAGCAGUUAGUUCGCGGCGAGCCCAACGUUUCGUACAUCUGCUCGCGGUAUUACCGCGCCCCCGAGCUCAUCUUCGGAGCUACGGAUUACACUUCUAACAUUGAUAUCUGGUCAGCCGGCUGUGUAUUGGCUGAGUUGCUGCUGGGCCAGCCCAUUUUCCCCGGUGACAGCGGAGUUGACCAGCUAGUCGAAAUCAUUAAGGUUUUGGGCACGCCGACAAGAGAACAGAUCCGGGAAAUGAAUCCCAAUUACACGGAGUUCAAAUUCCCUCAGAUCAAAGCGCAUCCCUGGACUAAGGUGUUUAAACCCAGGACGCCUCCGGAGGCCAUCUCUCUGUGCUCCCGUCUGCUGGAAUACACACCAGUGACCCGUCUGUCCCCUCUAGAGGCCUGUGCCCACGCUUUCUUCGAUGAACUGCGCCAGCCCAACGCCCGCCUGCCCAGCGGUCGAGAGCUGCCCUUGCUCUUCAACUUCAGUCCUGUGGAGCUGUCUAUCCAGCCACAGUUGAACUCCACUCUCAUUCCUCCUCAUGCUCGCUCGCAGACGACGCCUGUUUCUCACGAAGGCGGCGUCUCGGACAGCUCAGCCCAGUCCAGCUCUGCACCCGGAGCCCUGAGCAACAGCACCUGAGCAUUACCUCUGUGUUUCUGCACCGUUCUCCCUCCUCGCCUUCUCAUCCUCCUCAUCCUCCUUCUCCUCCUCCUCCUGUCACUUAUCCCUCGUUCCAGCCUUUUCAAAGCUCCAGAACCCGAAUCUGUUUCUUUCAGAUUCCAAAUCCCUUCGUUACACAUUUAGAACCCUUUCAGGAGAACGUUUUUUUUUUUUUUUUUUGGGCUGUGUUGUUCAUUUCAGGUAGAUUUUGUCCUUGACGAGGUUUGCGGCUGUGUGGUUUAAAGGUAAAGAAUGGUUUAUUGAGGCAUUUCUGACCUCUAGUGGCAGGAGGAGAAAAGCAGAUUUAAUCCCCCUUUACUGUCUGCUCCGUCUCUGUGGAGGUCCAACCUUUUUAUUAUGUUUUAAACAGAAAUACACCUCAUACAGCCACAAAAUGCAGGUGUAUUCUUUUAUUUUAGUUUGCUCUUAAAGGUUUAAAGAAUUUUAGCUGUUUUUUUUUUUUUUUCCUUCAACGAGACCAUGUUCUUGAUACGAGUGUGGAAGUGUUUUAAUGGAACAGUGAGUGUAAGUGGCGGGCUUGUCUUUUGUCUCUUUGGCUGGAGUUUCUUCCAGGGGAAAAUAAAAGCCCGACUACUUUUUUUUUCUUGAUCGGUUCAAGUCGAAAGAGCUCUAUCUAAAGCUCAAGUACCAAAACCUGUCCGAGCGAACCGUGCUGGUGCAGGAUCAGAUUUUUGUCCCUCACAUCCCCGUGAAUGUUAGUGAUAGGGAUGGAGACGGCUGAUCCUAGAGCAGUACCCAUUAAUCCUGGCCCCUUGUGCUUUCUGUAAAGGUUUUUUUCUUCUAUUCCUGCGAGGACGACGCCUCGUCCUCGAACGUAUAGAAACAUAGGCACACACAACAACUUUAUUUUGUUUGUGGCACUGGCAAUAUCCUCUGCUCUUGAAAAUCACACAAUUCUAUAAGAGUUCAGAUCAUACAGUGAUUGUGUGUGUGUGUGUGCGCGUGUUUCAGUAGAGUUAGAAAAUUUAAAUAUUUAAAUGGCUGCUGAUCUGUGACGAUUCUAUAUCAUUGUAAGUAUCAUAGAGCCCCACAAGUCAUGUGCACACACACACUGAUGUCUGAUGUCCCUCCACUCCCACCUGGAGCCAUCCAUCCGUCCCCCUCCAUCCGCACUUCUCCCUUCUCUCACUGCUGAUAUGUAAAUAUCAUGUAACUUUUACUUUUUUUUAUUAUUGUUAUUCUGUUCUCGUACCUUGAUUUUUUUUUUUUUUUUUUUUUUCUAGUGGAGUAGUGCUGGUUAAAAUAGUGGCCAGCUCUCUCUGUCUCUCUCUCUGUCUUUCCUUCUCCCAGUGCUCUCAUUUGUACAUAGCAUUUCAACUUGUCCCUCGCCUCACCCCUGCCAAGGGAAUUGGGGGGGAAAUGGAACAAAACUGAGUCUCGCUUUUUCUCUCUUUCUCCUUUCCUCCGUCGCGCUCUCUCUCACCCUCUCUCUCCCGCAGUCCUUGUUCAUGUGCUCCCUUCCUCAUAAAUGUUAUUUCAAAUAUUUUAUUUAUUGUAUUGCAGACAGUGUUUUUUUUUUUUUUUUUUUUUUUCCUUUUUUUUUUUUUUUUUUAAUGAUCCGAUGGGGUAGAGACUUGUGUGUGACCUGUCAUUAGAACAACAUUCAUAUCCUUAACUUGAUAUUAUCUUGGAAUAUGCUCAAGAAUAUGUCCAGAACAUUCUGUGAGUCUCAUCAUGACGAAUGUUCCUAAAGGUGCAGGCGCACAGACGAUCACGAAACGAUAGCUAAACGUGGACUGCUUAGCCCAUCCAGGACUCAGUGAAUGGGUUAAGUGAGGGAGAGGGAGAGAGAAACUGUGUUUUUGUUUGUUGGUAUAAAUAAGCUCAUUAAUAAAGUGAUGAAAAGUGUCUCUGCCAGUGA